Owenia fusiformis is the source of this 483-nucleotide messenger RNA. NCBI's taxonomy places the organism in Eukaryota, Metazoa, Annelida, Polychaeta, Sabellida, Oweniidae. The record is from the annotation of a GenBank genome assembly.
GAAAAAAAGUUUACAUCGAAAAACUCACUAAAACAGCAUUUGAAAACUGUCCACAAGUCUUCCACAGAGUCAAACAGUGAUGAGCCGGAACAAGAAAGAGACCAAGCUCAAGAAGAACAACCUGAACAACAACAUCAACUAGUCAUCAUGUCGAGCACAAUCCAGCAGGUAGUGGAGCAUGAGGAACCUCAAUCAACAGCCCAUAAAGCUGAGACUUUGGAGUUCUCAGAGACUGAGAGCCUCGAGGCAGUAAUCCAAAAGGCUUCUGGGGAAGAGACUGAACAUUGUGUGGGAAAGGUCCAUGUUGAACAACACAGGGUGCCUACUAUACACGAAGCUGCCAUGGCAAUUAAACCACCAAAUAUGGACCUUAGAUAUACUCCAGUGCCAUCUGAGAUAUUAUUAGCUGAUAUAGCAGAGGAAGAUAUAACUGAUGUGUUAGGGCUAUGCGAAGACAAUGGCGAUUCAGACAUUCAUGUUUAG